Messenger RNA from Xyrauchen texanus (razorback sucker), 2664 nucleotides. RefSeq names its product POU domain, class 3, transcription factor 1-like. Gene Ontology annotation, biological process: regulation of transcription by RNA polymerase II; brain development. NCBI's taxonomy places the organism in Eukaryota, Metazoa, Chordata, Actinopteri, Cypriniformes, Catostomidae. Gene Ontology annotation, molecular function: RNA polymerase II cis-regulatory region sequence-specific DNA binding; DNA-binding transcription factor activity, RNA polymerase II-specific. The record is from RefSeq and is a predicted model, not a curated record. The transcript has a single exon. Bases 23 to 1129 code for a protein of 368 amino acids. Gene Ontology annotation, cellular component: nucleus.
GUCAGUUUUCUAAGUCGGAGCCAUGGCGACAACAGCUCAGUAUAUUCCGCGGAAUAACUCAUUGCCUUCGAACCCACUAAUGCAUCCGGAUUCGGACAGGAUGCAUCAGGGGACGACUUACAGAGAGGUGCAGAAAAUGAUGCAUCACGAGUACUUGCAAGGGCUGGCGACCAACACGGGACAUCCGAUGAGCCUGACGCACCACCAGUGGCUGCCAACCUCCAACACCGACUGGACCAGCGGCACCCACAUCGGACAACCGGAGCACACCAAAGCCAGCGUGCAGAACAGAGAAGAUAUGGGGAACGGCUAUCACAGAUCGCACUUGGUCCACCAGGCAACGCAAAACAGCCACCAUGGAUCAUGGGCACCAACCACAACGCACCACUUAUCCCCACUCUCUCCCGCCUCCAGCGGUCACCAAUCGCUGGUCUACUCUCAGACGGGCUACACUAUGUUAAGCCCCCAGCCUUCGCUGCACCACGGCUUGCGGGACCCGCUCCACGACGACGCGGGUAGCCAUGACAACCAGAUGGAGUCUCCUCAGCAGCCGUUCAGCCACCACCAGGACCACUCGGACGAAGACGCGCCCAGCUCCGACGACCUGGAGCAGUUUGCCAAACAGUUCAAGCAGAGGCGCAUCAAACUUGGUUUUACGCAGGCGGACGUGGGCUUAGCGCUGGGCACCCUCUACGGAAACGUCUUUUCCCAGACCACCAUCUGUAGAUUUGAGGCUCUUCAACUCAGUUUCAAGAACAUGUGCAAACUUAAACCUCUGCUUAACAAAUGGCUCGAGGAGACCGACUCGAACACCGGCAGCCCCACGAAUUUGGACAAGAUUGCUGCACAGGGCCGGAAACGUAAGAAGAGGACCUCCAUCGAAGUAGGGGUGAAAGGGGCACUGGAAAACCAUUUCUUAAAGUGCCCCAAGCCCUCCGCCCACGAAAUCACCUCUUUAGCUGGCUCUCUGCAGUUGGAAAAAGAGGUUGUGCGUGUAUGGUUUUGCAACAGAAGACAGAAAGAGAAAAGAAUGACACCAUUGGGGGUCCCUCAUCCGACCAUGGAGGACGUAUACUCACAAGCGGAGACAUCCCCUCUUCACCACACACUACAAAGUCCUGUCCAGUGACUGCUAUCAUAAACACUGUCAUUGUUUGAAAAGAGAAGCGGACAAUGGAUUUUGUGUAUCCCCCUUUGUUAUCCCGAGAGAUCAGAGACAGAAAGUUUGGGAAGAGUUCGUUGGCAGUGAUCGAAGAUGCAACGGCAGCAUAUGGGACGUCAAUAAUUCUCAAUAACAUGAAAAUGCAUUAAUGACUGAGUCAGCUUCAUGUGCAUUUAUGAAAUCAGUACCUGUGUUUACGAAAAUUCUAUAAUUUGUGCCAUUCUGGAAAAAGUCGACUAUUUCACCUCCGAUCAAAGGGGGCUAAAGCCUAAAUAAGCCACAAAAAGGGCUAUGUCUCCUUGGUCUCCCAGGAUGGGUUCGCCUGUCUUGCUGUUUGUCUAAUGUAAAUCAACAAAGGAGAGUGGACAGUGACGCUAUACUCUUAUUAAAGUGAUUAACCAGAUUCAUUCUUACAAUGGUUUAUUUGAUAUCAUUUGUAAUGUUUACUUUAUUUGGGAUGUUUUAACUUAAAAAAAAAAAAAAAUCACAUAAAGGGCAACACUAUUUUAUUUUCUGUCUAUCGAGUAGACUAUUUCACUUUAAUUUCAAGACAGACAGAGAGAUGAAAUUUGUGAUGAGAAGAACAGGCACUUGGUGAAAACCUCUCAUACAAACUAGUGCACCAGGAACUGUUUACAGUUAUCACUCCUAUAGCACCUGAUAUCGUCUAAAGAUGCAGAGACGUUAAAACGGCAACGUGGAAUACACUGUCUGAAACAAUAUUCUGAUUUCUGGGUUCAUUUUCCGCUAUUUGCAUGAGGCACUUAUUAUUGCGUUAUUAAUGUUAUUUUAUUUUAUCUCUUGUUUUUUCAAAUGUAUUUGUUCGAGAUACGCCAUUAUUGCUUGUUUACUGUUUAGUUUUCCAAUUUUGCCCAAUUAUGAAUCGGCACUAUUCCAGCAAGUCUGCUCCAUCUAAACUAACGAGUGUGACGCGUCAUAAACAAAACAGAAAGAAAUAUCUCAGGUAAUUUUCAGUGCCCAAAUAUCGUGCUAUGGUUCUUCUUGAAUAUUGGCUAAUUUUUGACACUAUUUAUGUCAACUGUGCCCGUUAAUUUAUGUUCACUGCAUUUUGAAUCCUACUCAUGAACCUGGACACAGAGAAAAGUUGAUAUUAUAAUGAAUAAGGAUGUGUUUGGAACUUCUUUGAAGAUUGGGGUAAAAAUGAGAGUGUGACAACGUUCUGCGUUUCGUGUCGUUUCUCAAGGUCUGGCAUUUUUCAUUGGACAGCAGGUGUCCAUUUCUGCAACGUUAUUUGAAACAGUGUGAAUAUUGAACUUUUCCAAAAAACAAAACAAAAAAAAAACACAAAAAAAAAAACAAAAAAAAAAAAAAGUAAUAAAAAUAAAAUACAAUAGACAAGAUUUUAAAUAAAUAGUUGUCAGGAUUAUUUCCAAUAUGUAAAUAUGUCGAUUAUGUAAACAUAUGUAUUUGUUCUGGGUUCGUUUUGUUUUCCGGGCAGUUUUGUACACUUACUAAUUCCAUGAAGAUAUUUUAUUAUUUCA